CGACAUCUUUGAGUGGUAUAAUCGUAAAUCACACGCCGGUUUAAGAUUCUGUUUCUUUCUUUCUUUCUCUCUGAUAAGAGUGAGACUUGUGUUUUGUCUUUCGAGCCAUUCCCAUGUGCCUUGUCUCCGACAACUUCCUCUCUUCUCUCUCUCUUCCUCUGGUUCACAUGGAACUUCAAUAACAUUCACUACUUUAAGGUUUCUUCUCAUCUCAGAAAAAGUCAGUUGUGCAGAUCAUUGAAGUGACUAGAAAUGUACAAGCAGCCUAGACAAGAGAUUGAAGCUUACUCUUUUGAGCAUAACUCUGCUGGGAAGAUUAUGUACUUACCGGUUCAUAACUCGCGUAAACGGUUUUGUACACUGGAGCCAUCUCCUGACUCUCCUGCUUAUAAUGCUCUGUCUACUGCUACAUAUGAGGAUACAUGUGGCUCUUGUGUGACGGAUGAUUUGAAUGACUUCAAACACAAGAUUAGGGAAAUAGAGACUGUGAUGAUGGGGCCUGACUCGUUGGACUUAGUCGUCGAUUGCACCGAUUCCUUUGAUUCCACGGCGUGUCAAGAGAUUAAUAGUUGGAGAUCAACUCUAGAGGCUAUCUCGAGGCGGGAUUUAAGAGCUGAUCUUGUUUCAUGUGCGAAAGCUAUGUCGGAAAAUGAUCUUAUGAUGGCUCAUUCGAUGAUGGAGAAGUUGCGGCAGAUGGUAUCGGUUUCUGGUGAGCCUAUCCAACGGUUGGGAGCUUACUUAUUGGAAGGUCUAGUGGCGCAGUUAGCUUCAUCGGGUAGUUCCAUAUACAAAGCACUUAAUAAGUGCCCUGAACCGGCUAGCACCGAGCUUCUCUCUUACAUGCACAUUCUCUAUGAGGUUUGUCCUUACUUCAAGUUCGGAUACAUGUCAGCAAAUGGUGCUAUUGCUGAGGCCAUGAAGGAAGAAAACAGAGUUCACAUUAUCGAUUUCCAAAUCGGUCAAGGGAGUCAAUGGGUCACACUUAUCCAGGCUUUUGCAGCUAGGCCUGGUGGGCCGCCUCGGAUUCGGAUAACGGGUAUUGACGAUAUGACUUCAGCGUAUGCUCGUGGAGGUGGCCUAAGCAUUGUUGGAAACAGACUCGCUAAGCUUGCUAAGCAGUUUAACGUUCCAUUCGAGUUUAACUCGGUAUCAGUGUCAGUGUCCGAGGUUAAACCUAAGAACCUCGGGGUUCGACCAGGGGAAGCUCUAGCCGUCAACUUUGCCUUUGUGCUUCAUCAUAUGCCAGACGAAAGCGUGAGCACCGAGAAUCACCGCGACCGGUUACUGAGAAUGGUGAAGAGCUUAUCUCCCAAGGUUGUGACUCUGGUGGAACAAGAAUCAAACACAAACACGGCCGCUUUCUUCCCGAGGUUCAUGGAGACAAUGAACUACUAUGCCGCGAUGUUCGAGUCAAUUGAUGUGACUCUCCCAAGAGAUCACAAACAGAGGAUUAAUGUAGAGCAGCAUUGUCUAGCCAGAGACGUCGUGAACAUCAUCGCAUGUGAAGGAGCUGAUCGGGUGGAGCGACAUGAGCUUCUAGGGAAAUGGAGGUCACGGUUCGGGAUGGCGGGUUUCACUCCUUACCCUUUGAGCCCCUUGGUGAAUUCAACCAUUAAAAGUCUGCUUAGGAACUACUCGGACAAGUACAGGCUAGAAGAAAGAGAUGGAGCCUUGUAUCUUGGUUGGAUGCAUCGAGAUUUGGUCGCCUCGUGUGCUUGGAAAUGAGACAGUAACAUUUCUCUAGUGUGAUCGCAAUUAAUGUGUGUGUAUGCAAUUUAGUCGCUCAUUUGAAUCUUCAAAACAUUAGAAGAAUCUUAUGUCUACUACUAGAGACCAAGAGACACAUGCACAAUUGCUCAAAUAUCAAAGUCAACGUUUUCCCCAAUCAAAACUUAAGUAUAAUUAUAGUUCACACGAAUGGGUUUU
Molecule: messenger RNA, 1926 nt
Organism: Arabidopsis lyrata subsp. lyrata
Lineage: Eukaryota; Viridiplantae; Streptophyta; Magnoliopsida; Brassicales; Brassicaceae
Product: scarecrow-like transcription factor PAT1
Exons: 3
Coding region: 253-1725 (490 amino acids)
Biological process (GO): regulation of DNA-templated transcription
Cellular component (GO): nucleus
Molecular function (GO): sequence-specific DNA binding; DNA-binding transcription factor activity
Source: RefSeq, a predicted model, not a curated record